Molecule: messenger RNA, 1442 nt
Organism: Stylophora pistillata
Lineage: Eukaryota; Metazoa; Cnidaria; Anthozoa; Scleractinia; Pocilloporidae
Source: RefSeq, a predicted model, not a curated record
AUGGUACAGCCCUCAGUUCUCAGUAGUGACCAGCAGUUCUUAUUGGCACUAAAAAAUGGACUGGCUAAGUCUGUCCAUCUUCAUGAGAAGUUGAUAAAGUUUGACGAGGUUGGAGUAAAAGCAUUUGCUGCUCGAAUGCCUAACAUUUUGAGGCAUGCAGGAUUUAAAGGCAUUGUGCUGGAGAUUUUAGCUUCAUUUUGUAGUGGUCUGGAAGUUGUUUACCAAAACCUUCUGCAGACGCCACACGAGUUAACUGGUGAUGAGUACAAACAUCUACCUUUUAUUGAAGACAAGCCUAAGCUAAAAUUUGUCCAGACAAUGUCUGAGAAGCAAGCUGGCAAAACUGAUGAAAAUGACGAUGAGCAAAUUGACAAGGGCAGGUUACAUGGAAAUGAAAUUUGUACUUACAAUUUUCAGGAGGAAGCGACUGAAGACGUAGCAGGGCAGGGUACUAUACUUUGCAAUGCACGAAUCAACGUGGAGGAGGCCUCCGAAGCAGAAGUCAUGAUGUUAACUGAGAACCUUUUAACGUUUGCAAAGGAUAACUUCAGUGCCGCGAAAGGUACAAUUUUAACGAAAGAUUAUGCCAAGAAGUUCAAAGAAGUUAGUUCUCCAUUGCCCAGAGUUGAUUUCCAUUUAAAGUUUAUUCGAGCAACGUUCGUUUCGUGGUCACGUUCUGAUCCCAGAGUUAGCAAAGAAAUUUUGAAGGGUAAAGUUUUACCAAGUUCGUCAAGCAAUUGCUUUUCGUUUCAAUCUACCAAAUCUGAAUCGUACGAGAGUAAAAGACUUUUGAUAGCAUUCUCUGAUGUUCUUGGUUUGGAAGUGACUGAAGAUUCCUUGAGUCUAGAUGUCAUGUCACUACCAAAGUUUGAGAAGAAGGUUCGAAGGCAGAUUUGUAUCACUGAAGCAGAAGUCAAUCAGACGUCGAGUGGCAAAUGGAUGGAGGAAUGUAUCCUGGCAAGUGAAAAACCACCAUACCGGAUUACGGUACGACUGAUGCGUCAAAAUGAGCCUAAAUUGAGCCAGCUGAAAGAGCUGCUACAAAAAAUUCCAUCCUUGAAGCGAGCAGCCGAUGGAGGCCCUCAGGCAACUUACCAACCAAGCUCGCACGUCCAUGGAAAUCCCGAGGAAAGGUAUCCCGUCUUGAAAGAUCCGGCUCUCGUCAGAGCCGGGCAGCUCGCUUGUGUACGUCUCUUAAGCACAUUACCAUCGCACAAUAAAACCGACUACGUCGUCAAAAUGUAGUCCCUGAUUGGAAUGAAAUUUAACAGUCUUCAGCGGGAAAGAAUCAAGCGCUGAGUCUAGAAUACUAUCCCAGGAUUGGACUCACAGAAGACAUCCAAGUAAGUAAAAUUUUCACCUUUCACUUUCAGUCUUAAUAAGAACAAAUAGCUGUCUUUCGUAACAUUUCUUUGUCGCAAACUUUCCCGCAUGGCGGCCGA